This is a messenger RNA of Insectozyma verbasci, 2364 nucleotides long. The record is from the annotation of a GenBank genome assembly. Lineage: Eukaryota; Fungi; Ascomycota; Pichiomycetes; Serinales; Debaryomycetaceae.
AUGUUGAGAACCAGAAGGCUUAAUUGCCAUACAGCAAGAUCAUUUGCUACUCAAGCAUUUCAUGUACCUUCAGAAUAUCAGUCAAGAACUCCUCCAUAUUCAAAAUUAAUUCCAAAAUUAUCACAAGUUCAAAAAUUAUUGAAUAAUCAACCUUUAACACUAGCUGAAAAAAUUUUAUAUUCUCAUUUAGUUAAUCCAGAAGAAAGUUUAUCAUCUGGUAAUGUUGCAGAUAUUAGAGGACAACAAUAUCUAAAAUUGAAUCCUGAUAGAGUUGCAAUGCAAGAUGCAUCUGCGCAAAUGGCUUUAUUGCAAUUCAUGACCUGUGGUAUGAAACACACUGCAGUACCUGCAUCAAUUCAUUGUGAUCAUUUAAUUGUUGGUAAAGAAGGUGCUGAAAAAGAUUUAAAAUCAUCAAUUGCUACUAAUGAAGAGGUUUUUAAUUUUUUACAAAGUUGUGGUGAAAAAUAUGGUAUACAAUUCUGGGGUCCUGGAUCUGGUAUUAUACAUCAAAUUGUUUUAGAAAAUUUUUCUGUACCUGGUUUAAUGAUGUUAGGUACUGAUUCUCAUACUCCAAAUGCUGGUGGAUUAGGUGCAAUUGCUAUCGGUGUUGGUGGUGCAGAUGCAGUUGAUGCAUUGACAGGUACUCCUUGGGAAUUAAAAGCACCAAAAAUAUUAGGUGUUAAAUUGACGGGUAAAUUACAAGAUUGGACUUCACCAAAGGAUGUAAUUACAACACUAGCUGGUAUAUUAACUGUUAGAGGUGGUACCGGUUACAUAGUCGAAUAUUUUGGUGAUGGUGUUAAUAACUUAAGUUGUACAGGUAUGGCGACUAUUUGUAAUAUGGGUGCCGAAAUUGGUGCCACAACUUCAGUAUUUCCAUAUAAAUUAGCUCAUAAGAAUUAUUUAAUUCAUACAAAUAGAGAACCAAUUGCCAAUAUUGUAGAUCAAGUAUCAAAAACUGGAUUUUUAAAUGCUGAUUCUGAUGCUCAAUACGACAAAGUUAUUGAAAUUAAUUUAUCAGAAUUAGAACCUCAUAUAAAUGGUCCAUUUACACCAGAUUUAUCAACACCAAUUAGUAAGUUUGGCUCAAAAGCCAAAGAAGAGCAAUGGCCAGAUAAAAUUAGUGCCGGUUUGAUUGGUUCAUGUACAAAUUCAAGUUAUCAAGAUAUGUCAAGAUGUAUUUCAAUUAUAAAUCAAGCAGAAAAAGCUGGGUUGAAACCAAAAAUUCCAUUUUUUGUCACCCCAGGAAGUGAACAAAUUAGAGCUACAAUUGAAAGAGAUGGUUUAAUUCAAACAUUUGAAAAAAACGGUGCUAUUGUGUUAGCAAAUGCAUGUGGUCCAUGUAUAGGACAAUGGGAUAGAUCAGAUAAUCCUAAUCCUAAUGAAUUUAAUUCCAUUUUUACAAGUUUCAAUAGAAAUUUUAAAGCAAGAAAUGAUGGUAAUAGAAAUACUAUGAAUUUCCUUACAUCCCCUGAUAUUGUCACAGCUAUGAUUUAUUCAGGUGAUAUGAAUUAUAAUCCUAUAACGGAUUCCAUUGAAUUAGAAAAUGGAGAUACUUUUAAAUUUGAACCUCCACAAGGUGAAGAUUUACCUCCACAAGGCUUUAUUAAAGGUAGAUCAGAAUUUUAUCCAGAAGCAAAUCCACAACCUAAACCUGAAAUUGAAGUUAAAGUAUCACCAACAUCCGAUAGAUUACAAUUGUUGGAGCCUUUUAAACCAUGGAAUGGCGACGAAUUGUCAACAAAUGUUUUGAUUAAAGUUGAAGGUAAAUGUACAACUGAUCAUAUUUCAGCAGCUGGUGCAUGGUUAAAAUAUAAAGGUCAUUUGGAAAAUAUUAGUUAUAAUACUUUGAUUGGUGCUGUUAAUAAAGAAACAGGUAAGGUAAAUACUGCUUACGAUGUAAAUGGUGAUGCUUUUACCAUUCCAGAAUUGAUGAUUAAAUGGAAAAACGAAAAUAAACCUUGGAUAGUAGUUGCUGAACAUAAUUAUGGUGAAGGGUCAGCAAGAGAACAUGCGGCAUUGUCACCAAGAUUUUUAGGUGGUACAAUUAUAUUAGUUAAAUCAUUUGCAAGAAUUCACGAAACCAAUUUGAAAAAACAAGGUAUGUUACCAUUGACAUUUGCACAUGAGAAUGAUUAUGAUUUAAUCUCAAAUGGUGACAAGAUAGAAACUAUAGAUUUGAGAAACUUAGUUGCAAAAUAUGGCGAUAAUGGAGGAUACCUUAAAUUAAAAGUUACCAAAAAAGAUGGUUCAGAGUUUGAAAUUUUAUCAAAACAUACAAUGUCAAAAGAUCAAAUAGAGUUUUUUAAAGCUGGUUCUGCUAUCAAUUACAUUGGUAACUUAAAGAAAAAACAACAACAAUAA